CUGCUGCUGCGAGACGCAGAGAGAGGAGCAUCUCGCUUACGAGAGAGAGAGAGAGAGGGGAGGUUGCGGCGGCGAAUGAUUGGGGCGCAUGUGUGGGACAACCAGAUCCUAGCUGCUCAUCGCCAUACAAAUCCCUCCCCCUCCUCCUCCUCCCCCAAUUCCAUCGCUGUCUGUCCCCCCAAUCAUCCAUCGCCGUCUCCCGAUUCAUCUGCUGCUUGCUGUUCGCUGCUGGUGGGGGAGAGAUCCGUCUUCUCUUCGCCGCCCGGUUGAUUUGUUCUUCUUUUUUUUUGCUGCGGCGCUGCGGGUUUCGUCAGCAGCAAUUGAAGCAAAAAAGAAAGAAGGGGGGAAGAUUCGCAGUUCAUAUGGCAAAGCUCCCAAAUAGCAUUGGCCGUAGCGCACCAAGAUCAAAUGAGGGAAUGAGGCUCAUAUUUUCAGCAGUUGUUGGUGUUAUGUUGGGAUACUUGUUUGGCGUUUCUUUCCCCACGGUAAACAUAACCAAGCUUCACUUCCCUUCUAGUAUUAUCUCCUAUAUAGAAGAUAGAAACUCCGGCAUCACAACCCAGACAUUGUUAAAUCAUGCGUGGGCAUCUGCAAAUCGUCAUAAGAAAAACAAUUCUGAUUCAAGCGCCGAAAAAAUUCCUAAGAUUUAUGUUCCUACAAACCCUAAAGGUGCUGAAAGGCUUCCACCAGGCAUUGUUGUUUCCGAGACAGAUCUUUAUCCACGGAGAUUGUGGGGUGAUCCUAGUGAGGACCUGAACAGCGAACCACGGUACCUUGUUACUUUUACUGUUGGAAUUUCACAAAAGGCCAAUAUUGAUGCUGCUGUCAAAAAGUUUUCAGAUAAAUUCACUAUUAUGCUAUUCCACUAUGAUGGACGGACUACUGAAUGGGAUGAAUUUGAGUGGUCUAAAAGAGCUAUCCAUAUCAGUGUCAGGAAGCAGACUAAGUGGUGGUAUGCAAAACGUUUUUUGCAUCCUGAUGUUGUUGCCCGAUACGACUACAUAUUCAUCUGGGAUGAAGAUCUAGGUGUUGAGCAUUUCAAUGCAGAGGCGUAUAUCGGACUUGUUAGGAAGCAUGGGCUAGACAUCUCGCAGCCUGGUUUGCAACCUGAUAAAGGACUAACAUGGCAAAUGACAAAACGGCGAGGUGAUCAAGAAGUUCACAAAGUAACUGAAGAGAGGCCAGGCUGGUGCACUGAUCCCCAUCUGCCACCAUGUGCAGCAUUUGUUGAAAUCAUGGCAACCGUGUUCUCUAGGGAUGCAUGGCGCUGCGUAUGGCAUAUGAUUCAGAAUGACUUGGUCCAUGGAUGGGGUCUUGAUUUUGCUCUAAGGAAAUGCGUGGAGCCUGCACAUGAGAAGAUUGGAGUUGUUGAUGCUCAAUGGAUUGUUCAUCAAGCUGUGCCAUCACUUGGAAACCAGGGCAACGCAGAGAAUGGAAAAGCUCCAUGGGAAGGGGUAAGAGCACGCUGUAGGAAAGAAUGGGAAAUCUUUCAAACGAGAUUGGCCGAUGCUGAGAAGGCAUACUACAUAUCACAAGGAAUCACACCCCCCAAUUCCACCCUAGUUUAGAAGAAUACACGCACCUCACUUGUGAUGGCAAGGUUUCUGUUUGGGCAGCCUGGUCCUUGCGUAUCAUUCAGUAUAGAGCUGCAGUUCCUUGACCAGAUUUGUACAUGGAAGCCCCGUGGACCACGAGUAUUGCUCCAAGCCUUGCUUCAGUUGGUUCUAGUCUCAUUUUAUUUUUGGGUAGUGUGACUAGCUGCGAUGUAAGUAGGCGCUGUAGCAUGGAUUCUGAGGUCGUCGAGCACUUUGUUUAUACUAUCUGUUGUAUUGUUGACUGGAUGCAACGUUGGCGUUGCAUUGAUUACCACUUCUCGUUUCAUCAUGUAAAUUAUUCAACUUGUCUUACUAUUUUUUCGAGUUAAGGUCGAGCA
Messenger RNA from Oryza brachyantha (malo sina), 1933 nucleotides. RefSeq lists its product as uncharacterized. The record is from RefSeq and is a predicted model, not a curated record. Bases 363 to 1568 code for a protein of 401 amino acids. NCBI's taxonomy places the organism in Eukaryota, Viridiplantae, Streptophyta, Magnoliopsida, Poales, Poaceae. The transcript has 15 exons.